Messenger RNA from Strongyloides ratti, 483 nucleotides. Its product is annotated as Longin-like domain and Adaptor protein complex, sigma subunit family and AP complex, mu/sigma subunit domain-containing protein. Gene Ontology annotation, cellular component: intracellular membrane-bounded organelle. Gene Ontology annotation, biological process: vesicle-mediated transport; protein transport. The transcript has 2 exons. Bases 1 to 483 code for a protein of 160 amino acids. NCBI's taxonomy places the organism in Eukaryota, Metazoa, Nematoda, Chromadorea, Rhabditida, Strongyloididae. The record is from RefSeq and is a predicted model, not a curated record.
AUGUUUCAUUUUAUUAUUGCUAUUAACAAUGAGGGAAAACCAUUAAUUCAAAAAUGGUUUGAAGCUUAUUCUGAAAGAGAAAAAAAAAUGUAUCUACGUGAUAUUUGGACAACAAUGGCAACAAGAAAUUCUUUAUCAUGUAAUAUAUUAGAGUACAAAGAUUUUAAAGUUGUUUAUGGAAAGUAUUCAACAGUUUACUUUGUAUGUGCAAUUAGUAAAUAUGAUAAUGAAUUGAUAUCAAUUUAUAUAAUUGAUCGCCUUGUUAGAACUCUUUCACAUUUGAUACCAAAAAUUUGUGAAUUAACGUUAGAAGAAAAUUUUAGAACAGUUCAUCAUCUUAUUGAUGAAAUGUUUUGUGCAGGAGAAUUACAAGAAACAAGUUUAAAACUAAUUUCUGAUACUGUUUUUAAUCAAGAUGUUCUUGAAUUUGAAGAAGUCAAAGGAACAAAUAUAGAUGAUCAAGAUAUAAGAAAUAUUUAUUAA